Molecule: messenger RNA, 1967 nt
Organism: Prunus avium (sweet cherry)
Lineage: Eukaryota; Viridiplantae; Streptophyta; Magnoliopsida; Rosales; Rosaceae
Product: MATE efflux family protein
Biological process (GO): xenobiotic detoxification by transmembrane export across the plasma membrane
Cellular component (GO): membrane
Molecular function (GO): xenobiotic transmembrane transporter activity; antiporter activity
Source: RefSeq, a predicted model, not a curated record
CGGACACGGCUCACUCACUGUAUCUGUGGGCAGCCAGUCCACCCACGACAACCAAGAACCCCCUACAAUCUCACGUUCUAUUCUAAAUUCUAAUUGGGUUGGGUUGAUAUAACACACACACACAAAACAAACCAAUAAACCAUCUUUGGCCUUCUUCGGACUCUGCUCUGCAGCACACAACACAGAGUCAUGGACAAUGAUACCCCGCUCCUCGUUUCGAACCACAGCGACCAUGAACAAGAAGAGAAAGUCGGCAUUGUUAAGGAGUUCGGGAUCGAGUCUAAGAAGCUAUGGAAGAUUGCGGGCCCGGCUAUCUUCACCGCCAUAUGCCAGUACUCCUUGGGUGCUCUCACUCAGGUCUUUUCCGGGUUCGUCGGGGAUGUCGAGCUAGCCGCCGUCUCCGUCGAGAACUCCGUCGUCGCCGGCCUCGCUUUCGGUGUCAUGCUGGGAAUGGGGAGUGCACUGGAGACGCUGUGUGGGCAAGCAUACGGUGCGGGGCAGAUCAGGAUGUUGGGGAUAUACAUGCAGAGAUCGUGGAUCAUUUUGCUGGUAACAGCUUGUGUUUUGGUGCCGGUCUAUGUUUGGUCGCCUCCCAUUCUUGAGCUGGUUGGAGAGACCGAUGAGAUCUCAGAGGCCGCCGGAAAGUUUGCUGUGUGGAUGCUUCCACAAUUGUUUGCCUACGCACUCAAUUUUCCCAUACAAAAGUUUUUGCAAGCACAGAGGAAGGUCCUUGUCAUGGCCUGGAUAUCAGCUAUAGUGCUAGUAAUACAUGCGGUAUUCAGCUGGUUGUUAAUAUUGAAGCUUGGGUGGGGCUUAACUGGAGCAGCAAUCACACUCAACACAUCAUGGUGGCUAAUUGUUAUUGGCCAAUUGUUGUACAUCUUCAUCACCACGUCAGAUGGUGCUUGGAGUGGAUUCUCUUGGCUUGCAUUUGCAGACUUAUUUGGCUUUGUUAAGCUCUCUUUAGCUUCCGCUGUCAUGUUAUGCUUGGAAUUCUGGUACUUGAUGGUGCUAGUGGUUAUAACAGGCCGUUUGAAGAACCCUUUGAUCCCAGUUGAUGCCAUCUCUAUUUGCAUGAACAUAAAUGGAUGGGAUGCAAUGAUUGCAAUUGGGUUUAAUGCUGCAAUAAGUGUGAGAGUAUCAAAUGAACUUGGAGCUGGAAAUGCCAAGAUAGCGAAAUUUGCUGUGGUAGUGGUUUCCACCACUUCGAUUGCUAUAGGAGUGGUUUGCUUGGCUGUAGUUUUGGCAACAAGAGAUUAUUUCCCCUACCUAUUCACCAACAGUGAAGCCGUUGCUGAGGAAACUACUCACCUUGCACUCUUGCUUGGAGUCACAGUCCUUCUCAACAGCCUUCAACCAGUCUUAUCUGGUGUUGCUGUUGGAGCUGGAUGGCAAGCUCUUGUUGCAUACAUCAACAUUGGGUGUUACUAUAUCGUCGGAUUGCCAGCUGGAAUACUUCUUGGAUUCAAAUUUGGUUUUGGAGUGGAGGGUAUUUGGUCAGGGAUGAUUGGUGGCAUUGCCUUGCAAACCAUAAUCUUGAUCGUGAUCGUUUCCUUAACUAACUGGAACAAAGAAGCUGAUGAAGCAGAGAGCCGUGUCCAGAAGUGGGGAGGAGGAGUAGCUGCACCGGAUUAAAUCAAAGACUAAACAUAAAAAUUGAAAGAGUGCCACAGCAGUCACACAGGCUCUUCUUGUAUCUGUUGCUUUUGCAGGCAACCAUUGCCAACGCAGUGCAAUGCAUCAUUGUGCUAAAUCAAGAUUUUGAUGCUGAAACUUAAAUUGAUUGGUAAGUACUUGAGUGAGCAACGGUGACACGCAUCGAUUUUUUUGUUGUGAAAAAAUUUCCAUGCUAAAAUGGUGCAGCAUCAGCAGUGUAGUCAAUUUUCAAAUUUUCACGUGACAUAAAUAUAACUGUACCGCUUUGGACCUGUAGUACAAUUCAGGCAUUUCUUGUCUUUGUUAAUUUU